This is a messenger RNA of Monomorium pharaonis (pharaoh ant), 3559 nucleotides long. RefSeq names its product probable chitinase 10 (gene Cht7). Bases 310 to 3222 code for a protein of 970 amino acids. Gene Ontology annotation, cellular component: extracellular region. The record is from RefSeq and is a predicted model, not a curated record. The transcript is spliced from 16 exons. NCBI's taxonomy places the organism in Eukaryota, Metazoa, Arthropoda, Insecta, Hymenoptera, Formicidae. Gene Ontology annotation, molecular function: hydrolase activity, hydrolyzing O-glycosyl compounds; chitin binding. Gene Ontology annotation, biological process: carbohydrate metabolic process; chitin catabolic process.
GUAGGCUUGUUCGCCACACCAGUCAGUGUUUCCCGAACUGCUGUCAGUGACAGUUCCCCGAUCAUGCGGCGGCGGAUCCUCGAUAAUUGAUCCGUAUCAAUAAUCGAGAUCCUUCUUUUUUUUUUGUUUCAAUCUGUUGCCGAUCUGCCGGCAAUUCUGUCGUGUUGUUGAGUUUUCUCUCCGUUUUGUACUGUUUGUCCAUUAGUAGGACGCUGCCCGGAGGAUCUUUCGACGGUUCUUCCCCUCGGUGCUACGAGUCACCGUUGUUGUUGUUGUUGUUGUUGUUGUUGUUGAGUAACUGGAGCGAUCAUGGUGUCGAUCAGCAGAACGACCCGGAGGCUGUCGCUCGUUUGCUUCGCGGUGCUGCUUCUAGGCCUCCUUCAGCACGCCGAAGGCGCGAGGAAGAGAUUCCGCAGGCCGACGACUUCCGCCCCGUCGAUCUCGAACGAUCAGGAGGUCUCAGCCAGUGUCAACAGGUUCAAGGUUACGCGAAAUCGUGUCAGCAAUAAGAACACGAAGAACGAGCUUCAAGCACCUGGCAGGACGAGCGAUUACAAGCUCGUAUGUUAUUAUACGAAUUGGUCCCAGUAUCGCACAAAGAUCGGCAAGUUCCUGCCGGAGGAUAUUCAACCUGACCUCUGCACCCACAUUAUCUUCGCCUUCGGAUGGUUGAAGAAGAACAAACUGACCAGUUUCGAAUCGAAUGACGAAACGAAGGACGGCAAGAUUGGUCUGUACGAGAGGGUGGUGAAUCUCAAGAAAGCCAAUCCAUCCCUGAAAGUUCUGCUUGCAAUCGGCGGUUGGUCCUUCGGCACGCAAAAGUUCAAGGAUGUGUCAUCGACGAGGUACGCCCGGCAGACCUUCAUCUACAGCGCUAUACCAUAUUUGCGAGAUAGAAACUUCGACGGCCUUGACAUCGACUGGGAAUAUCCGAAGGGUGGGGACGAUAAGAAGAACUACGUCCUUCUGCUGAAGGAGUUACGAGAGGCUUUCGAGGCGGAGGCGCAGGAGAAGAAAAAACCCCGUCUCCUGCUAACCGCCGCGGUCCCAGUCGGGCCUGACAACGUGAAGAGUGGAUACGAUGUGCCGGCAGUUGCAAGUUACCUGGACUUCAUUAAUCUCAUGGCCUAUGAUUUCCAUGGGAAAUGGGAGAGAGAAACCGGUCAUAACGCCCCAUUGUACUCCUCGUCGUUGGAUUCGGAAUGGCAGAAACAAUUGAGUGUCGACAAUGCCGCUACUAUGUGGGUCAAACUUGGUGCACCGAAAGAAAAGUUGAUCAUAGGCAUGCCCACGUACGGCCGGUCAUUCACCCUUUCGAAUCCAACUGCCAACUUCCGCGUACACGCCCCAGCUAACGGUGGCGGAAAGGCGGGAGAAUACACCAAGGAGUCUGGUUUCCUUGCGUAUUACGAGAUUUGUGAGAUGCUGCAUAACGGUGGCGCCUACGUUUGGGACGACGAGAUGAAGGUACCCUAUCUGGUGUACAACGAUCAGUGGGUUGGUUUCGACGAUGAGAGAUCUGUCAGAAAUAAAAUGCACUGGCUGAAGAGCAAGGGCUACGGUGGUGCGAUGGUAUGGACGAUCGACAUGGAUGAUUUCAAUGGUACCGUUUGCGGUGGAAAUGUACGGUAUCCUCUGAUCGGUGCGAUGAGGGAGGAGCUUAGGGGUAUCUCGCGAGGUUCCAAUGCCAAGGACGUCGACUGGACGGCAGUUGCCACUACUAUUACGGAGACGGUCGUGAAGAAACCGGAGCCUUACAAGAUUUCCGUCUCGGAGGUGCUCAACAAAUCAAAGAAGGUUCAGAAAGUUACACAACUUGUCAUCAACACUCCGAUCCAAGAGAGAGAGGCGCAGACCAUUUGUUAUUUGACAAAUUGGUCUCAUAAAAGGCCGGGAAUGGGUCGAUUUAGUCCGGAAGACAUCGAUCCUACUCUCUGCACCCAUGUGGUGUAUGCGUUCGCUACUUUGAAGGAUCAUCUACUUACCGAAGGAAGUGAUAAAGAUGCUGAAAUGUAUCAGAGACUGAUCGCACUUCGCGAGAAGAAUCCGGAUAUUAAGAUUUUACUUGCGAUUGGAGGAUGGGCAUUCGGCUCGACGCCCUUCAAAGAACUCACCAGUAACACAUUCCGAAUGAACCAAUUCGUCUAUGAGGCUAUUGAUUUUCUACGAGAAUAUAAAUUCGACGGGUUGGAUGUUGACUGGGAAUAUCCAAGAGGAGCCGAUGAUCGAACUGCCUAUGUUAAUCUUUUGAAGGAACUGAGGCUAGCUUUCGAGGGUGAAGCAAAGAGUUCCGACCAGCCCAAGUUAAUCCUGUCAGCCGCGGUGCCUGCAAGUUUUGAAGCUAUCGCUGCAGGAUACGAUGUCCCUGAAAUAUCCAAGUAUUUGGACUUCAUUAACGUGAUGGCAUACGACUUCCACGGUCAGUGGGAGAGACAAGUUGGUCACAACAGUCCAUUGUAUCCCUUAGAAAGUGCUACUAGCUAUCAGAAAAAGCUAACAGUGGAUUAUAGUGCACGAGAAUGGGUGAAGCAAGGAGCGCCAAAAGAAAAGCUUAUGAUUGGAAUGCCAACGUAUGGCAGAUCCUUCACGCUGGUCGACAAGGAUAAAUUCGACAUUGGUGCACCAGCAUCCAGUGGUGGAGUGGCAGGAAACUUCACCAAUGAGUCCGGAUUUUUGUCUUACUAUGAAGUUUGCAGCUUCUUAAACGAAGACAAUACGACUCUGGUGUGGGAUAGUGAGCAGCAAGUACCAUUUGCGUAUAGAGACGACCAGUGGGUCGGAUUCGAUGAUGAGAGAAGUCUUAUUAACAAGAUGAAUUGGCUUAAGGAAGAAGGCUUUGGAGGAGUGAUGAUCUGGUCAGUUGACAUGGACGACUUCAAAGGAUCUUGCGGAGCAGGGAAGUAUCCGCUGAUUAAAGCAAUGAAGAAGGAACUUCAAGACUACAAGGUCAAGUUGGAAUACGACGGUCCUUACGAAAGUACCUCAAGAAGUGGAAAGUACACUACUAAGGAUCCAAACGAAGUACUGUGCGACGAAGAAGACAAUCAUAUAUCUUAUCAUGCGGACAAGAAUGAUUGCACGAUGUACUACAUGUGCGAGGGCGAGCGCAAGCAUCACAUGCCCUGUCCUGCGAAUCUGGUCUUUAAUCCUAACGAGAACGUCUGCGACUGGCCUGAGAAUGUCGAGGGUUGUUUGCAGCACACGCAAGCACCGCCCGUAUAAAAGAGGAGAGCAGUAAAUAAUUUUUUGCAGUAUGCGAAACUGUAAGGUAAAAAAAAACGCAACGAGGAAGUUUAGGGAAAAUAAUUUUAUUGAAAGUGUUCAUUUCAAUUCGCAAGCAAUAGUAUAUAUUAUCAUUGCGUCGACAAGUUUUAUUAUAGAAUUGUUUCUCCCAUUCUAUAUUCCCCACAAGUACCUUACUGUCUAUACAUCUUUAUUCUUACUUUUUUUAAGAAUUUUUCCAUUCUCGUGUAUUUUUAUCCUCGCCAUCUGUAUAAAGCAUAAGCGAAAAAUCAUGACAAUUACAUUUGUAAAUAAAGAUAAAUUCUUGGAAUACUUA